AUGCUGUGCACGGCGGCGGUGAUGGCGGGGAGCCUGGCGCUCACCACGGCCGUGGUGGCACACGCCUACUACCUCAAGCACCAGUUCUACCCCACCGUGGUUUAUCUCACCAAGUCCAGCCCCAGCAUGGCCGUUCUCUACAUCCAGGCCUUUGUGCUGGUUUUCCUACUGGGCAAAUUCAUGGGCAAGGUUUUCUUUGGGCAGCUGCGGGCGGCGGAGAUGGAGCACCUCCUGGAGCGCUCGUGGUACGCGGUGACGGAGACCUGCCUGGCCUUCACCGUUUUCAGGGACGACUUCAGCCCCCGCUUCGUCGCCCUCUUCACCCUCCUCCUCUUCCUCAAGUGCUUCCACUGGCUGGCUGAGGACCGGGUGGACUUCAUGGAGCGGAGCCCCAACAUCUCCUGGCUCUUCCACUUCCGUAUUGUGUCCCUCAUGUUCCUGCUGGGAAUCCUGGAUUUCCUCUUCGUCAGCCACGCGUACCACAGCAUCCUCACACGGGGAGCCUCCGUCCAGCUGGUUUUUGGCUUCGAGUACGCCAUCCUCAUGACCAUGGUCCUCACCAUCUUCAUCAAGUAUGUCCUGCACUCCAUCGACCUGCAGAACGAGAACCCCUGGGACAGCAAAGCCGUCUACAUGCUGUACACAGAGCUCUUCACGGGUUUCAUCAAAGUCCUCCUCUACAUGGCCUUCAUGACCAUCAUGAUCAAAGUGCACACCUUCCCCCUCUUCGCCAUCCGCCCCAUGUACCUGGCCAUGAGGCAGUUUAAGAAAGCCGUGACCGAUGCCAUCAUGUCCCGCCGCGCCAUCCGCAACAUGAACACGCUCUACCCCGACGCCACCCUGGAGGAGCUGCAGGCCGUGGACAACGUCUGCAUCAUCUGCCGCGAGGAGAUGGUGACGGGUGCCAAGCGCCUGCCCUGCAACCACAUCUUCCACACCAGCUGCCUGCGGUCGUGGUUCCAGCGGCAGCAGACGUGCCCCACGUGCCGCAUGGACGUGCUCCGUGCCUCCCUCCCCGCGCAGCCCCCCCCGGAGCCUCCCGAGCAGCCACAGCCCGCGCCUCAGACGCCGCCAGUGCCACAGCCCCCGAACUUCCCGCAGGGGAUGCUGCCGCCCUUUCCCCCGGGCAUGUUCCCCUUCUGGCCCCCCGUAGGACCCUUCCCUCCCACCCCCAACGGCUCCGAAAACCCCUCUCCGAGCCCUGCUGCCGCUUCAGCUCCCAGACCCGCUGACGCCUCCACCCUUCUCCUCCCGCCCCCGUGGCUGGCGAUGCCGUGGCCUCCGCUUUUCGGGUUCCCCCCGAUGCCGGUGCCCCCCGCGGGCUUUGCGGGGCUGACGGCGGAGGAGCUGCGGGCGCUGGAGGGCCACGAGCGGCAGCACGUGGAGGCCCGGCUGCGGUGCCUGCGGGACAUCCACACGCUGCUCGAUGCCGCCAUGCUGCAGAUCAACCAGUACCUGAGCGUGCUGGCCGCGCUGGGGUAGGGCCG
Oxyura jamaicensis (ruddy duck) is the source of this 1487-nucleotide messenger RNA. RefSeq names its product synoviolin 1 (gene SYVN1). The transcript has 13 exons. NCBI's taxonomy places the organism in Eukaryota, Metazoa, Chordata, Aves, Anseriformes, Anatidae. Bases 1 to 1482 code for a protein of 493 amino acids. Gene Ontology annotation, cellular component: cytoplasm. The record is from RefSeq and is a predicted model, not a curated record.